GACGGAUACUGCUCCUCACAAGAGUGUCGGGAUAUUUUCGUUUUCUGGAGUAUCUGAGGAUUCUUUGUUUGUUGCGCCCAGAACAACUCUCCAGCUAUAUUGAUUCUGUUUGGUUUUCCGUUUUCCCGGCAUGGUUAUAUUCACCCAUGGCUUCGCCGUAGGGUUUGGAUGUUGGUAAAAGGACGCUCAAGUGAUGUUUUGAAGCACAUGCUGGAUUCACCAGGGUUCUCGUGUCAAAGUGUCAGGCUGUUCUCGAGUUCGAGAUGUGGACCACUUUGAUCGGGGGUUGCUGGGGUUUCGGCUGCUUGUCCAUGAUGGUGACUAUGGUGUUUGGGGCGCGAAGUGCCGACGAACCGAGCAACAUGUCAUUCGUGAAAGCAACCGUGGACAAGCUCCUGAAAGGCUACGACAUCCGUCUGCGGCCUGAUUUUGGAGGCGCCCCUGUCGAUGUGGGCAUGCGCAUAGACAUUGCCAGUAUUGACAUGGUGUCUGAAGUCAACAUGGACUAUACUAUCACUAUGUACUUCCAACAGUCCUGGCGAGACAAGCGUCUCUCAUACACUGGCAUUCCCCUCAACCUCACACUCGAUAACCGGGUGGCUGACCAGCUGUGGGUCCCUGACACAUACUUUAUUAAUGACAAGAAAUCUUUCGUCCAUGGGGUGACGGUGAAGAACCGAAUGAUCAGAUUGCACCCUGAUGGAACUGUGCUUUAUGGUCUCAGGAUCACCACAACAGCUGCCUGCAUGAUGGAUCUGCGUAGAUACCCUUUGGAUGAGCAGAACUGUACACUGGAAAUUGAAAGCUAUGGAUAUACAACUGAUGAUAUUGAGUUCUACUGGCAGGGGGGAAGCAAUGCAGGAUCAGUGACUGGGGUGGAGAACAUUGAGUUGCCCCAGUUCUCAAUCAUAGACUACCAAACACUUUCCACUAAAGCUGUUUUUGCCACUGGGUCUUAUCCACGACUUUCACUGAGUUUCAAGCUGAAACGAAACAUUGGUUAUUUCAUCCUGCAAACCUACAUGCCCUCCAUCCUGAUCACCAUCCUGUCAUGGGUAUCAUUCUGGAUCAACUAUGAUGCCUCUGCUGCCAGAGUGGCUUUAGGUAUUACUACGGUGCUGACCAUGACCACCAUCAAUACCCACCUAAGGGAAACACUUCCAAAGAUUCCAUAUGUCAAGGCAAUUGACAUCUACUUGAUGGGCUGCUUUGUCUUUGUUUUCCUGGCUUUACUGGAGUACGCCUUUGUCAACUAUAUCUUCUUCGGUCGAGGUCCUCACCUGCAGAAGAAAGUGGCAGAAAAGGCAGCCAAGUCCAACAAUGAGAAUAAGAGCAGAAUGGAGAGCAAUAAAGUACAGGUUGAUGUUCAUGGAAACAUCCUUCUGACCAACCUAACGGGUGAGAUGGGUGGAGGUGAUAUGAUUGGCUCUCUGAACGACCCCCGGGCCACAAUGUUCUCCUAUGACAGUGCCAGCAUACAGUAUCGCAAGCCUAUGACCAGUCGCGAUCUGUACGGACGGAUGGCCGUUGAGAGGCCAAUGGGACACAAGAAGGGCCAACUGAGGAGGAGGGCUUCGCAACUCAAAGUCAAGAUCCCUGACCUCACAGAUGUCAAUGCCAUAGACAAGUGGUCACGUGUUGUUUUCCCAAUCAUGUUUACCUUCUUUAACCUGGUCUAUUGGCUUUACUAUGUCCACUAGGUUUGUGAUUGGAAGUCUGUGUGGCAGACCAGAUACUGUACAUUAGGAAAGCUACAUUGUGCAUAUGCUAAGAUAACAUACUAUAAUAAUAAUAAUAAGUGGCACAUUCUGCCCAUUUGUAUAAAUCCUGUAUUAGAAAAAAGAAGUAAUGAACGUCUUUAGAAUGUAAAUACAGUUAAUAAUCAGUAUAAUCAAUUAUUUCAAUACUUUUGCUCUACAGAUCCAGCCACAAGUUAAUAUUGUAUAGAAUUUAAGACAUGGUAAGUACUGUUAAUGGUAUUUCUGUGUACAAACAGGCCAACAAUACUCAAUCUUACUGUACACAGAAGUCAGCUUUAAUUUGUUUCCAGGGUAACACAAAAAUGUAGAGAAUGAAACUAAGCCUAGGGCAAAAACAGUGGGUAACUUUAAUUUUAAUUUUAAACCAAUGGUUCUAUUUUGUUAUGUUAGGGUGUAUCAAAGACAUCAAAUCACUUUCAGAAAACCUAAACCUGUGAAUACAACAAAAAACAAAACAAAACAAAACAAAAAACAUGGCUUUUUAUUCAUAUGUACAGUAUCCCCCAGAAAUACAUUGGAUGUUUUCUGCCACAGAGGCUGCUGAGAGAGAGAGAGAGAGAGAGAGAGAGAGAGAGAGAGAGAGAGCAUGCAUGUGUGUGAGCAUGCAUGUGAGCAUUAUGUUUCUUUAUUUGGUUCACAUUUUUGUGUGUUUAAUAAAGUCGAAAAAUAGGUCAGAUACAUUUUGGUUGUCCACAAUAAUGCAUUUCUGGUUUUCUUACAAUUGCGCUGAGUGCAUAUGGGUCAUUUUCAUAUAAUUUGAUCGAUAACGAUAAAAACAAGGCCCACUGAAUUUCCUUUUGAAAAUCAAUUAAUGUUAGUAAUGAGUAUUUGAAUUAUUUUUCACUCAAGCUGUCUUUACAGUAAAUCAGAAUCAUCUUUAUUUUGCCAAGUAUGUCCAAAAAACACAAGGAAUUUGUCUCCGGUAAUUGGAGACGCUCAAGUACGACAACAGACAGUCAAUUGACAGACAAUACUUUUGAGACAUAAAGACAUUGAGAAAAACAGUCACUGAGCAAUAAAGGGUUGCUAGUUAUCUGGUAAUGCCGGUACUUUUUUUUUUUUUACAAUUGUGCAAAAAGAUGCAGAGUCCUCUAGCACUUAGAGCAGUUUGAAUGACUAAUAUAGCAAUAGUCCGGUGCAAUGACCAUUGUGCAAAGGGCGCCGAGAUUUCAAGAAAUUUAUGCAGUUUAAAGUGAUGAGAAGUGCGAUAAUCUGGGACAAUGUCGAUUGUGCAAAUGUUGCAAAUACUCCUCAGUCAGUGUGCAAGUGGUGCAGAUGCUACUCUGGUAUGAGUGGCCAGUAUUGGUCAACAACAGAUAUGCAAAUAGUGCAGCGUGGCGAGACUACUACAGUGAGUGCACGAGAAAUAUAUAAUUGGCCCUACAGAAAUGUGACAACAAACUCAAGACAAAAAAAAUUGGCAGCAUGUUGCAAUGUAAUUGUAAGUUAGCUGUUCAAGAAGUUGAUGGCAAGAGGGAAGAAGUUGUUGGAAUGUCUGCUAGUUCUAGUUUGCAUUGAUCGGUAGCGCCUACCUGAGGGAAGGAGCUGGAAGAGCUGGUGACCGGGAUGUGGAGGGUCCGAGAGGAUUUUGCACGCUCUUCUCCUAGUUCUGGCAGCGUGCAAGUCCUCAAGGGUUUGUAGGGGGGUACCGACAAUCUUUUCAGCAGUUUUGAUUGUCCGUUGCAGUCGGAGUUUGUCCUUUUUUGUAGCAGCACCAAACCAGACUGUGAUGGAAGAAAACAGGACUGAUUCGAUGACCGCUGUGUAGAACUGCCUCAGCAGCUCCUGUGGCAGGCCGUGUUUCCUCAGAAACCGCAGGACGUACAUCCUCUGCUGGGCCUUUUUGAGGACGGAGUUGAUGUUGAUCGCCCACUUCAGGUCCUGAAAGACUGUCAUUCCCAGGAACUUAAAAGUCUCGACGGUUAACACAAGGCAGCUGGACAGCAUGAGGGGCAGCUGUGGCGAAGGAUGCCUCCUGAAGUCCACGAUCAUCUCUACAGUCUUGAGCGUGUUCAGCUCCAGGUUGUGUCAGCCGCUCCACUUCCUGUAGAUUCCUUCUUCCUGCAGGGGGUCCAGCAGGGGACCUGUGAUGCUCUUGAGGUGGUCCAUCACGAGGCGUUCAAAGGACUUCAUGACCACAGAUAUUAAGGCGACAGGCCUGUAGUCAUUCAGAUCCGAGAUUGUAGGUUUCUUGGGGACUGGAAUGAUGGUGGAGCGUUUGAAACAGGAUGGUACUUCGCAGUUCCAGAGAUCUAUUGAAGAUCUGUGUGAAGACUGCAGCGAUCUGGUCCACGCAGACUUUGAGGCAGGAUGGGGACACAAGGUCUGGGGCUGCGGCUUUGUUAAUCUUUUGUUGUUUGAAGAUGCGUGUCACAUCCUGUUCGUGGAUGGUCAACGCAGAAGUCAGACGUGUGAUUGUGGUCGGUGGUGUGGCUGGGUGGGUGUGGGGUCUGAAAGUGUCCGUUUCAAAUCUGCAGUAGAAGUUAUUCAAGUCGUUGGCUAGUGUCCUAUUGUUCUCAGCUUGGGGGGAUCAUCACUUGUAAUUGGUUAGAGAUUGUAAUGCAUGCCAGUCUGAUUUAGAGUCGUUAGCGCUAAACUGUUUUUCCAACUUUGCUGCGUAGUUUCUCUUUGCAAUGUUAAGUUCUUUAGUCAGCUGGUUUCUAGUGCGAUUAUACAGGGCCCUCUCCCCGCUUUGAUGUGUGUCCUCCUUAUCUUGGCGAAGUUGCUUAAGUUUGGCAGUGAACCACUGCUUGUUGUUAUUGAAUGUGCGAAAUGACUUUGUUGGUACACCCACAUCUUCUCAGAAACUAAUGUAGGAUGUGACAGUGUCCGUAUAUUCAUCCAGGCUGCCAGCUGAAAAGACACUCCUGGAGAAGACCUCAUUAUGUGGUUGCAAUACACCAGAGGGAUCUGUGAGCUGAAGUGCCAACAUGAGGCAGCCAUUUUCCAUUCACACAAUAGCAGACAGCAAAAUAAAUGUUCUUUCUGUUAUUUGAAUGAAUAUGUAUGAAUUUGUGAACAUGUUGGAACGAUUGCAUUUUUUUCAUUGUUAUUACGAUUGUAUAAAAAACAAGAGUCCAAUGGGUUUAAUGAGUAGUUAGGAUCAUUUAUGCACUUGUAUCUGGAGAGUUUGAAGAACAACACGUAAAUUGUGCAAUUCAACCAAUUUUUAAGAAGCUGUUUAUAUUUUUACCAUUAUGCAAGUAGUGUAUUUCAAUGGGCCAACACAAUUUUCUCUGUCAAACGAUUGCCCUUUACUAUGGAUCCCUAAGAUUUUAAAUCAUCAACAACUUUUUGAAGACAUUCACCCAUAUAAAACCAAGGCAGCAUAAGAAAAUUGUGAAAUUAGAAUGUUUGUUGUAUCUUUGCCGUUAUUCAUCAAAUUAUAUAAAAAUGACCCAUAUGCAUUUUACUGCUAUUGAACUUAUCAAACCUGAUCCGCUCAUUACAAUCACAUCAAUUGCUUUUGUACAAUCAUUCCAUUUAAUAGACAUUAAUUAGAACUUCCUUAUUCUCAAAAACUAUUCAAUUUGUUCUUACAAUUCAGUUUGUUCAAUUACAUUCUAACAAUGUAUCUGAGUACAAUGUAAUUUUCAUCAAAAUAAAUCAUGACAUAUGUCAAGAUGCUUUCAAAACUGAUUUGAAAAUGUUAUCCCUAAUAAAACAUGCUGGUGGUGUUAAAAUAUACUUAACACUGGUAUGUUGGUGACAUGAAAAUUAUUCUGGGUGUGACGGUUUGAAUUCUGAGUGCUUUUUUCAAAGUUAAAAAGCAAAAAGGAUGGAAUGUGUUACACUUUUCCUCCAUUGGUUUUGCUCAGGCGGCACGGUGGAUGGCGGCUGGUUAGAGCGUCUGCCUCACAGUUCUGAGGACCGGGGUUCAAUCCCCGGCCCCGCCUGUGUGGAGUUUGCAUGUUCUCCCCGUGCCUGCGUGGGUUUUCUCCGGUUUCCUCCAUCCAUCCAUCCAUUUUCUGAGCCGCUUCUCCUCACUAGGGUCGCGGGCGUGCUGGAGCCUAUCCCAGCUGUCAUCGGGCAGGAGGCGGGGUACACCCUGAACUGGUUGCCAGCCAAUCGCAGGGCACAUCGAAACAAACAACCAUUC
Phyllopteryx taeniolatus (common seadragon) is the source of this 5859-nucleotide messenger RNA. RefSeq names its product gamma-aminobutyric acid type A receptor subunit beta1 (gene gabrb1). The record is from RefSeq and is a predicted model, not a curated record. Gene Ontology annotation, biological process: nervous system process; signal transduction; regulation of membrane potential. Lineage: Eukaryota; Metazoa; Chordata; Actinopteri; Syngnathiformes; Syngnathidae. The transcript is spliced from 9 exons. The coding region runs from base 264 to 1700 and encodes 478 amino acids. Gene Ontology annotation, molecular function: neurotransmitter receptor activity; extracellular ligand-gated monoatomic ion channel activity; GABA-A receptor activity. Gene Ontology annotation, cellular component: synapse; neuron projection; GABA-A receptor complex.